CUGUUACGUAGCCGCGACAGACGUCGAGAAUACCCCCAGCCUCAUCGAUUGCUAUAUCGGAAAUACCUCUUAUUAUUCUUAUACCUCUUCUCCCAUACCCAUAAAAUGGCUUCAGAGUCCCGCCUUUACACGGUAUCGACGCCGACAAAAGAGCAUCUCCGCAAAUUCAGACUCUCUACAAGCCGUUCCGAUAAACCUCAAGCUGUGAUAUACCUAAUCGACAAAGUCACCCUCGAAAUCCGCCUCGACGACGAGGGAAUCGUAUACCAUGACCUCGAAGAGCUAGGCGAAGAGCUCCCCGACCACGCCCCGCGUUUCAUACUCCUGAGCUACCCACUGACACUGUCCUCAGGCCGCCUCUCAGUCCCCUACGUCCUUCUCUACUACCUCCCCGCCACCUGCAACGCCGAGGCGCGCAUGUUAUACGCUGGUGCAAAGGAGCUACUCCGCGGCGAGGCGGGUGUGGGGCGUGUGAUUGAGAUUGAGAGUGCGGAGGAUUUAGCUGAGAUCAAGGAGAAGCUGGGUGGAGAGUGAUGUAUAUACUGGGGUC
Molecule: messenger RNA, 550 nt
Organism: Pseudogymnoascus verrucosus
Lineage: Eukaryota; Fungi; Ascomycota; Leotiomycetes; Thelebolales; Thelebolaceae
Exons: 4
Coding region: 106-534 (142 amino acids)
Biological process (GO): actin filament debranching; negative regulation of Arp2/3 complex-mediated actin nucleation
Cellular component (GO): actin cortical patch
Molecular function (GO): Arp2/3 complex binding; actin binding
Source: RefSeq, a predicted model, not a curated record